Molecule: messenger RNA, 1389 nt
Organism: Fundulus heteroclitus (mummichog)
Lineage: Eukaryota; Metazoa; Chordata; Actinopteri; Cyprinodontiformes; Fundulidae
Exons: 7
Coding region: 148-972 (274 amino acids)
Source: RefSeq, a predicted model, not a curated record
CUGUUUGAGAAGAAAAAGAAGAAGAAGAAGAAGAAGAAGAAGAAGAAGAAGAAGACGUCCCAGAAUCUUUGCUAACCCUAAACAGGUGUCAACCCAACAACGUUGCGCGGCGGUUCCCGUUGGUCGUCUUCGAGUGAACAGCAGCUAAUGCCCGAUGUCAAGGCUGGAGGAAGGACGGAGGUAGAAGUCCUCCUAGGCAUGGAUACAGAGAGCCCACUUCUGUCUUUCAUCAAAUCAAGUCUUCCUAAAAUGAGAGACCAUGAGCCUUUGUUGCAGCGUCUGCAAGAUUUAGGAGUUGAGGACCUGGAAGACCUGAGCUACCUGCAGGAGAGUGACCCCCUUUCUGUCCUGAGACCAAUUGAAGUCAGAAAGCUUCUGUCACUGCUCAAAAAGACAAGCCAACAAGAUGUCUUGGGCACUCCUCCGAGCAACCAACAGUUCAGCAGAGCCAGUACCAGUACAAGUCCAGUAACACAGUCUGACGAGAUGCACCUUUCUGGUGGUUACAGCUUAGAAACUACAAGUUCACCGCAGUCAACACGUAGUUCAAGUGUGGGUAUCACACCUCGUCGAAAGUCUGAUAACAGCUGGCAUUUUAAAUUUCAAAUUCCUUGGCAGAAAAUUCCAUCUGAGAUCAUCAGAAAGCUGGAAACGGGAAACCGGCCAACAAAAAGAAACUCAACUUUGGCAGCGGAGAAUUUCAUGCUGUCUGUGGACCAGACCAUUGUGAAUGGCCACAUCAGAAUCUUCAGUGAUGCUCUUAUGCUGAUGUUUGGUUCGUACUACUGUAUGAACAUAUCUUACCCAGCAGCCCAGGCAUCAACUUUGGAGUUCUUACAGAGGUGCCUCUUCAAGAUAAAUCCAGACAAGGGAUCAAAAGUGGAGCGGAACGCCACCAAAAGAAAACUUGCAGUCAGUCCAAAGGUUCUCAUACUGAUCACCAGAAUUGCAGACUGCGAGUGGAGGGAAUAAGAAGUGCUCACAAGUUAUGUAUAAUUUGUCCAAGUUACAGACUGUUAUGGAUUAAUAUCCAGUGAGGUUUCACAUAAGCUGGUAUGUAGCUUUGCUUUCAAUGAUGUGGAUUACUUGGCCAAGUUAUGGAAAUGUUACUGUAAAUUGGUAACAACUUUUUCUUUUCUUUUUUUUACCUUUUUUUUGUUUUAGAACCAGUCAUUUUAAUUUAAUUGUUUUUAUUUUUUGAAUAUUGCUGUAAUAAUGGUUACAGUUAAAUAAAAAUACAGAGAAUGGGAAAUUAUGGCUAUUGUUGUUCAGCUUAGUGUCAUUCAAGCACAACAGUUCAUUUAAGCCCCUUUUCCCACUAGCCAAAAACCGGUUUAAACCAUUUAAAAUUUAAAUAAUUCUGGUGUUAUUAGGUGAUUAUAGUUUUAG